This is a messenger RNA of Diabrotica virgifera virgifera (western corn rootworm), 3275 nucleotides long. Its product is annotated as host cell factor-like. The record is from RefSeq and is a predicted model, not a curated record. The transcript is spliced from 11 exons. Lineage: Eukaryota; Metazoa; Arthropoda; Insecta; Coleoptera; Chrysomelidae. The coding region runs from base 199 to 3141 and encodes 980 amino acids. Gene Ontology annotation, biological process: chromatin remodeling; regulation of DNA-templated transcription. Gene Ontology annotation, molecular function: protein binding; transcription coactivator activity. Gene Ontology annotation, cellular component: histone methyltransferase complex.
AAUGUCAGAAAAAUUUCUUAACUCACGUCACUUUCUGCUAUUAACUAGGUGACUGUUUAAUGAGAUUUCAAAAUCACUACAUCCUUAAAAGUUCUAUUGAUUAGUGGAAACUGACUCUACAUGCUGCUUUCGACCAAAUUAAAGAUUAUUUGAGUCCAUUAUUGCUACAUCAGUAGAGUGCAUCUGAAAAAAACAUCGAUGGAUAAGGCGUUAAAAUGGAAGUUAGUGGAGGAUCCCACUGGACCUCAUCCUCGUCCACGACAUGGUCAUCGUGCGGUGAUCAUCAAGGAAUUAAUGGUUGUUUUUGGCGGCGGAAAUGAAGGAAUGUGUGAUCAUAUUUUUGUUUUUAAUACAGCAACAAAUCAGUGGUUUGUUCCAAUUACUAAAGGUGAUGUACCUCCAAGAUGUGCUGCAUUUGGUUUCGUGGCAGAUGGAACAAGGUUAUUAGUUUUUGGUGGAGUGGAAGAAUACGGCAAAUACAGUAAUGAACUUUUUGAGUUACAGGUCACUAAAUGGGAAUGGAAGAGGCUAAAACCAAAAGGAACAAAAAUUGGCCAUGUACCUUGCCCUAGAUUAGGGCAUAGUUUUACUCUAGUAAAUUCAAAAGUGUACCUAUUUGGUGGUUUAACAAAUUAUAGAACAGAUCCCAACAAACUCGUUCCAAGACAUUUGAAUGAUCUUUACAUAUUAGAUAUUAGAAGUAAUCCUAUGCAAUGGGAUUUUCCCCAGACGAAUUGGGCAGGUCCUACACCAAGAGAAUCUCACACUGGUGUAGGAUAUGUUGAUAAAAACCAGGAUUCCUUUUUAAUUAUAUAUGGAGGUAUGAACGGGCGUAGAUUAGGAGACUUGUGGUUUCUGCAAACAGAAACAAUGACUUGGAUGCAACCACAGGUCUUUGGUCUUGCACCUCUACCUAGAUCUCUUCACACCUCUACACUAAUUGGUCAUAGAAUGUUUGUUUUUGGAGGAUGGGUUCCUGCCGUUCCGUCAAAAGAUGAAAAUGCCCUCGAAAAAGCCUGGAAGUGUACAAGUACCUUAGCGUGUCUGAAUUUAGAAACCAUGAGCUGGGAUGAAUUGAAUAUCCCAAGAGAAUCUGAACUUGAUCUACCUUGUCCCAGAGCAGGCCAUUGUGCAGUGGGGAUUAGUACGCGGCUUUAUAUUUGGUCUGGUCGCGAUGGAUAUAAAAAAAUCGGUAAAAAUCAGGUAUGCUGCAAGGAUUUGUGGUAUAUAGAUGUGGAUAAACCUCCAGCUCCUAGUCGGGUAUCUUUAGUUAAAGCAGGAAUAAACAACCUUGAAGUUAACUGGACAGGAGCAAUAUCUGUACAUACUUACAUCUUACAGAUACAAAAGUGUGAGAUAUCCCCACUUUCUGAAUCAAAAAUCCCAGCCAGCUCCACAGCUUUGGUCUCAUCAUUUUUGACUUCAAAAACAACCGCUGUUUCCCUUCAACGUAAUAUUACUACAAAUGACAUGACGUCGGUGAACUUGCCAAAAGGGUGCAAUAUUGUUCAGACGAAGACACAUAUUUUACCUCAAAUGCGCAAACAUUCGAUUGUAAAGAUUUCACCCAUUUCGCUAGUCAAUAAAUCUCUACAGACUAUAAAAGUCAUUCCACACCAAAUAAACACAGCAACAGGCAAAUUAUUUCCUUUCAAAAUGACAAGAAAAAUUGCUACAAUUGGUAAUCAAGGUACUUCGAAAAUUGCCCAAACAAAUAAAUAUAUAGCUAAUUCUCUGUCAAUGGUAAAUGUUCAAUCACCUAGGACUGCUAAUCUGUCAAAAAGUACAAUACAAAAGUAUGAUUCCACCCAAUCUGUUGCAUUCACAACCCCAGCAACCACAAUACCGGUAGUCUCAUCAGUGACGACUUUGUCAAGGGCAAUUGCACCAGUUCAAACUCAAUCAUAUACGUUACCGUUAGAUUCGAUAACUAAAGAAGUUGAAGAGAGCUUAGACCCAAAAAUAACACCUGAAUCUGAAACAAAAUCUGAAGAUGAAGUAAUACCAGAAAAAAUAGAAAAAACUGAGGACAGUCUAGAAACUAAUGUAGCCACAAACUUUGCCAGCAAAUUAGAAACUGGAGAAAGGUCAGAUAUCAAAGAUAAAUUAGAAUCCGAAGUAAAAUUUGACAAUAACGAGCAAUCAUCUGGUACAACAUCCCUAGAAGAAAAUCAAAGAAAUUUGGACAUAGACGUAACUGCAAAACAAGAGAUGGAAAGUAAAAAGGAGUCUGAUACAGGAGAGAACAGUUUUGAUAAUACAGGGAAAAGUGAAACAGGUAGUUGUAUGGAAUCAGUAGUUGAUCCAAGUUAUCUCAAAGAUCAUAAUCAGAAUAUUAACAUUUUAAAACCAGAUGAUUUAACUUCUGAAUUUAAAAAAGCACCAGUUACCACUACUGAUGAUCCUUUAGCUACAUUAGCUUCUGUUGCUUUGGAUCAUUAUGAAGAGUUAAAAAGGUCUGAAAACCAUGCACAGGGUCCUGAACAGCCUUCUAAAGACAUUUGGUAUACUGUUCGCAUCAUUAGGGGUAAUAGUUGUGAUGUACGGAAUUAUUUUUUGUUAAAAGACCAAGAUGCUGACCUGACCUUGGACACUUUGCCUUAUACCGUACCUGAUCCUUCAGGCUUUAGUCUUGAACCCGGUACUGCCUACAAGUUCAGAGUCGCUGCUAUUAACUUCUUCGGUCGAAGCGAUUGGAGUGAGGUAUCAGAAUAUAAAACUUGUGUAUCGGGAGUCCCUGGUGCCCCUUCUGCAAUAAAAAUAAGCAAAUUAGUUGACGGCGCAAAUCUGUCUUGGGAACCCCCUAGUGCAAGCCAUGGUGAAAUAUUAGAAUAUUCGGUUUAUUUGGCUGUUAGAGCAAAGUAUAAGGUUAAUCCUAGUCCUGGUCAACUGGCCUUUGUACGAGUUUACUGUGGCCCGAACAGUAAGUGCAUGAUAAGUAAUGCAUCUUUGUCCACCGCUCACAUAGACAAAACAACUAAAACAGCAAUAAUAUUCCGUAUUGCUGCUAAAAAUGAAAAAGGUUACGGACAUGCCAAGGAGGUUAGAUGGUUGCAAGAUCCAUCGUCCAAAUCAAAGCGUCUGGCAGAAUCCCAACCGCUAGCAGUUAAGAAAGUAAAGUUUGGUAAGGAAGGAAUGUAAGAAUAUACCAUGUUUUGGGAAUGUAGGAACGUUAUAAGUGAUGUUAACUUAAAUGUUAAGUGUUCAAAUGUAUUAACAGUGGAAAAAGUGUUGUUUUAGUUAUGAUAGUAUAUUAAUAAAAUCCAGUUGGUUGA